Oikopleura dioica is the source of this 1287-nucleotide messenger RNA. NCBI's taxonomy places the organism in Eukaryota, Metazoa, Chordata, Appendicularia, Copelata, Oikopleuridae. The record is from the annotation of a GenBank genome assembly.
AUGUUCGCUUCUGGAUCCCUAAUCGGUGGCCCUUUAUUUGGCCUGUUUUUCGAUCGCUGGAACAUUCCAAAAUUGAUCACCGCUUCCGGAGUGCUUUGUAUAUUUCUCGGGAGCUUCUUGUUUGUUUUACAAAACGAAGUCGCGAUUCUUUUCGGUCGAUUUUUGGCUGGAAUCGGCGCUGGAAUCGAGGGAGGCAUUGUUGGGCUGAUUUCGAAGUCGAGCUCGCCUGCGUCGCGGUCGAAGAAAAUUAGUAUACUUUAUGGCUUGAAACAAAUCGGAGUCAUCCUCGGCCCCUUGAUGAUCUCAAUCUUCCUCGGCGGGGUGGAAGAAAAGUGCUUCAAGCAGAAUUCUUACGAUGAUGACUUGUGCAUUGUUGGAAUCAACAACCACAACUCGACGGGCUACUUUCAAUUGGGCUUCUCUGGAAUCUUGCUUUUACUCGUCCUUGUUUUCGCGCAAAAUCACGAAGUCAAGCAAAUCGAGCCAGAGGCGCAGAAAACAGCAGUUUCUGAAAUCAAGCUGCGGCAAAUCAAGCCGUUCAAAAUCAUCAACGAAAUUUCGAUUGUUUGUUGUUUCUCGACCAUGGCAAUGUACAGCUUACAGUCGUCGACGGAAGCGAUUUUACCGCAGUUUACAAAGUAUUUUCUCGGUUUCGGCGCGGUGGAGAAUUCCUAUGUUUAUGCAAUUGCUGGUGGGAGCGCGAUUUUCGGCUUUUUAGCGCUUACUAUCAUCGUCCGAUGCCUCAAAUCUCACGAAAUUCUGCUCACGGGCUUGUCGUUUGAGCUCUUUAUUUCAGUCAUUUUGAUGAUUGCUCUCGUUUUUGUGGAUUUUCAAGCUCCCUGGUUUAUUCCCGUCGCUCUUCCUGGCAUCGUCAUCUACGCGCUUUUUCUAUCAUUCAUCAUCUCCAGCGCUUCAACGAUUCUCUCUAGAUCUUCGCCGCCCGAACGACAAAGUCUCAUGCAGGGAAUCAGAAUCGCGCUCGAAAAAGUGUCGAUUAUCUUGACGAAUCUCUUCAGCGGGCAAAUUUACAACAUCACCACCUCUUUCGCGUCAAUUUUUAUUCUAACAACGACCUUAUUGACUCUUGCCGUCGGCUUUGUCGUCACUAGUUGGCGAGUUUUGGAUGUUGACGCUGUCCAAUUUCUCCACCAGAUGCGAAAAAUGGAGGAAAGCGAGGUCUUUGAAAACUCAGCGUUUGAAGAAAUCUCGACAAAACCUGCUUCUGUUCCUCAAGGAAGUAGAUUAAGACGGCAAACAACGACAGAAGUCCGUGAAGAGUACCUCUAG